AUAUGAUGCUGAGUGGAGCUUUUCAGCUCUCAGUGCCCAGUCCAACAUCAAAACCGUGCGGACAUGGGAUUAGACGAGGAGGACAAAGACACAUGUGACUGUUAACAAUCUUAUUAACAGUUUACUCUUUAUGUGAUUAUGAAGGAUACAUGGAGCGAGGGUGAGACGUACUGAGCACCACGAUGGACUGCGUGGACCAGAGUGAGCAGGAGAAGCUUAUCAUCUUCAUCACCCUGCCGCUGUCCUCCAUCAUCAUCCUCACCAACUUGCUCAUCAUCAUCGGUAUCGCCUGCAACAGACAGCUCCAUGACACGCCCAAUUACUUCUUCCUGAGCCUGCUGGUGGCAGAUCUCUGUACGGGCCUCGCUCUGCCCUUCAUCCCUCGCAUGGGUCUCGUUCGAUCGCUGAACUUUCCGUCUUGCCUGCUCGUACACAUCUUCCCCAAUUUCCUCUUCCUGUCCUUCCUCUUCAACCUGGUCAUGGUGCACUAUGAGCGGUACCUGUGCAUCGUCCAUCCGCUGCACUACAGCCAGUUUUGGGUGCACCGCUGCUUUCCGGUUGCACUUUUAGCUGUAUGGAUUCCUCCUCUCCUCUAUGCUAGUUUACCUGCCUUCGGAUGGAAUAACUGGACAGAGAAACAACUUAACCUCAGCUUGGAUGCUAAUACAUCCUACAUUUUAAGAAAAGGUGAACCAGCAGUAAGUGAACAUAACUGUUCAAACGAUGAGCAGGAUUACUGCUCCUACAAACAGAUUUUUCCCAAACCAUUCAUCUAUUUGGAAGUCUAUGGGCUGCUCCUGCCUGCCAUCUUCUCCAUCCUGGCCAUGACAGGCCGAGUUCUCUGGAUUACACGAAAGCAACUGAGUGAUAUCUGUAAGCUUAAUCGCUCUGUGAUGAGCAGCGAGACCUCAGAACAUGAACAUCACCUCAAUCUGCGCUACGCAAAGUGUGUCGCUCUCGUCUCGCUCACCUUCCUGGUCUGCUGGGUGCCCUACAUCGUCUACCUGCAUGUUUCCGUCGUGUUGCUUCAAGGAGGUGAGAAGAGGAGCUCCUCCCUCAACAUCAUCCUCUCAUGCACGGGAGUCGGCAGCAUGGCCGUCAUUCCCAUCAUACUCAGUCUCGCCAACAGGCAGUACACAGAGCCAGUGCGCAAUCUGCUUAAGAAAAUCAGGACUCGCUGCGCUAGAAUACAGGACUUAGGAGAUCCUUCCUGAAAAGUUUACAAUUCUUUUUUUUUUUUUUUCAAACAGCAAUUGCACAAAUGUCUUUCCUUAUGAGUGAGUUACAGGAGGUAGAUCUCGGCAGAGAACAAUGUAGCUCAGUGAAUUUCUUCGCUGAUUUGUACUGUUUUAUUUCCUUGUCAGGUUGUUAAGUAGCUAGAGGGAUAACUUUCUACUGCAUUCCAGUACUGUUUUCAUAGUUCCUAAUGGGAUUUGACCCAGUCAUGAUCUAAUGGUUUCCAGUCAUGAUCCAAUGGGUUUAAUGAUUUGCAAGACUCCAGGCAUUUUUUAUUUAAUUACAGAGCCAGGAUAUAUAUAUAUAUGAUCUAAUUUAAUGAAAUUUAGUAAGAUUCUACCUAGAAUGUAGAGUAUCUUGAAUACUAUGUUAGUGAUUUCCUGUAGUGAUCUAUAAAGGAUCUUUAAAGACGUACAGGAUCAUUAUAGAUUGCAGCAAAAAUGUCAGAAGUACAUUAGGG
Messenger RNA from Ictalurus punctatus (channel catfish), 1696 nucleotides. RefSeq names its product G protein-coupled bile acid receptor 1 (gene gpbar1). Gene Ontology annotation, biological process: G protein-coupled receptor signaling pathway. Gene Ontology annotation, molecular function: G protein-coupled bile acid receptor activity. Gene Ontology annotation, cellular component: membrane. The transcript is spliced from 2 exons. The record is from RefSeq and is a predicted model, not a curated record. The coding region runs from base 183 to 1214 and encodes 343 amino acids. Lineage: Eukaryota; Metazoa; Chordata; Actinopteri; Siluriformes; Ictaluridae.